AUGGCUCUCUCUCCGAAAGUUUAUACGUGGCUAUGUGGGCUGUUUGCUAGUUUGGGUAGUAUCAUCUUUGGAUAUGAUCUUGGUGUCAUAGCCGGAGUCCUCUCCGCGACCGACUUCAUCGAUACUAUGGGUUCCCGCUUCAAUAAUCCCAAUCUAGAAGGAUUGAUUACUAGUAUACUCCGUAGCUUCGCUGGUAUGUUCCCAGUCGCCCACUUUGCAGAUACUUUGGGCCGUCGUAAAACAAUUCAAAUCGGAGCUUUGGUCUACAUGCUCGGAGGAGCUUUGCAGACCGGCGCACGAAAUUUGGACAUGAUAUAUGCUGGUCGUUUCUUCGCGGGCUUUGGGAUUGGAAUAAUGGCAGACUUGGCCCCUCUGUAUCAGGCUGAGAUUGCUCAUCCUAGUAUACGCGGUCGCCUUACCACUCUGCAACAAGUGCCCUUUGCUGCUUCCUGGAUUACAUAUGGUACGUCCGCAGGAUUGAAGGGCACACAAGCAGAAUGGAGAGUACCUCUUGGCAUCCAGAUCAUCCCAGCUAUACCUCUUUUCGCCUUCAUUCUGCUCCUUCCUGAGUCGCCCCGAUGGCUUGCAGAAAAAGGACGCCUUGACGAAGCCGCAAGGACUCUUGCCAAACUUCAUGCACACGGAAACGUCAACGAUCCAUUUGUAGUUUCGCAGAUGGAAGAUAUCAAGGCCGAAAUCCAAAGAGCAAGAGAAAUUGGAUCUGCAAGCUGGGGCGAGCUUUUCACUGAUCCUAGCAAUUUCCGCCGUGUUUCCCUUGGAUACAUUCUGCAAUUUUCCGUUCAGAUGACCGGUGUCAGCGCUAUCCAGUACUACUCUACCACAAUAUUCACGACGAUGGGUUUCUCAGCAACCCGGGUGCUUUUGUUCCAAUCCAUCAACAGUGUUAUUGCGCUCAUUGGCGAGGCGUGCUGUGUGCUGUGGGUUGACAACACCGGCCGAAGAAUGCCUCUUAUCGUUGGAAAUGUCGCGUCCGGAUUGUCGUUUGUCGUCGGCUCAAUUCUCAUGGCUCGAUGGCCGGGAACUGUGAAUAACACAUGGGUAUUCAAUUUCUUCUUCAGCGCAUGUAUUGGCCCUCUAUCGUGGGCUUACCCAGCUGAGAUCUACUCUACAAGGACAAGAGCAAAGGCAACAGCGGUGACGAGUUCCGCCUCAUGGAUCUCCAACUUCUUCAUCGCUCAGGUUACCCCUGUUGCUUUCUCCCAUAUCGGAUGGAAAUAUUAUCUUGUCUUUGCAAUUUGCGGCCACACCAAUGCUCUCUUUGUUUGGGCAUUUUAUCCGGAAACCACUGGUCGCAGAUUGGAAGAAAUGGACGCUCUUUUCCAAGACGCACCUCUCUUCGUUGCAAAUACACCAUACGCCAACAAACAGGAUCGUUUUCUCGCCGAAAAGGAGCUCCGUGAAGGAACCUUCGUACCCGGCGAUAUUUCUGAAAGGGCCGGAUACGCCAUCGACGAAGAAAAGGUUUCCGAUGAACAUCAUGAUCAUAUGAACUGA
This is a messenger RNA of Lentinula edodes (shiitake mushroom), 1515 nucleotides long. Its product is annotated as general substrate transporter. Gene Ontology annotation, molecular function: carbohydrate:proton symporter activity. The coding region runs from base 1 to 1515 and encodes 504 amino acids. Gene Ontology annotation, biological process: carbohydrate transport; transmembrane transport. Lineage: Eukaryota; Fungi; Basidiomycota; Agaricomycetes; Agaricales; Omphalotaceae. The record is from RefSeq and is a predicted model, not a curated record. The transcript is spliced from 25 exons. Gene Ontology annotation, cellular component: membrane.